Messenger RNA from Symbiodinium pilosum, 227 nucleotides. NCBI's taxonomy places the organism in Eukaryota, Dinophyceae, Suessiales, Symbiodiniaceae. The record is from the annotation of a GenBank genome assembly.
GUCCGCUUUUGGUCUCCUAGGGCUGUAGGCCAUCAGAACACCACCGGAGCAAUGCCGGGCCCACAGCUGCUUCUGUUUUUGCUCCUGGGCUGGAUGACCGAGGCGAGCAACAUGUCUUACCCUUUCGACAAGGUAUCCUUCAUCGGCCGCUGGUGGUUUGAGGAUAAUGCCAUGCACUCCUCAUGGGGAACGGUUGCAUUCGAGGUUACAUUCCAAGGAUCUUCGAG